AUAUGUUAAUUUGUCAUUCACCCGACAUUUACAUGACUAUUUCGAUAAAAGUGCGAUUAGCAGUGUUGCUGCUCCGCCCAUAUCAAGUCAUGAACAAAUGAAUAUUCAGAAUAGUGAAAAUUUUGUUGACGAUGAUUUAGAAUUUGAUGAUGAUAAUGAUAACACUGAAGAAAUAGGAUCUUCUUCUAAAUCAUCAAAUAAUCAAAAAACUGGAGGCUUACCCAAAAAAAAGAAAAAACGUAAAUUUAUAGCUGAAGCGUGGCAAUAUUUUGACUUAGUAGGGUCUUCCGCAAUAUGCCAAGUUGAAAUAGUUGAAGAUGGAAAAACAAAAAAAUGUGGUCGCACAUAUGAUCGUUCUAACUCAAAUUCAACAACAACAAUGAACUAUCACAUAACACAAGAACAUGAUAUAGUCCUUCAAAGUUUGGCUAAAAAG
Molecule: messenger RNA, 436 nt
Organism: Racocetra persica
Lineage: Eukaryota; Fungi; Glomeromycota; Glomeromycetes; Diversisporales; Gigasporaceae
Source: the annotation of a GenBank genome assembly